Messenger RNA from Myotis lucifugus (little brown bat), 1455 nucleotides. It is a transcript of the gene ADORA3, whose product is annotated as adenosine A3 receptor. Gene Ontology annotation, molecular function: G protein-coupled adenosine receptor activity. Bases 1 to 954 code for a protein of 317 amino acids. Gene Ontology annotation, biological process: G protein-coupled adenosine receptor signaling pathway. The record is from RefSeq and is a predicted model, not a curated record. The transcript has 2 exons. Gene Ontology annotation, cellular component: synapse; membrane; dendrite. NCBI's taxonomy places the organism in Eukaryota, Metazoa, Chordata, Mammalia, Chiroptera, Vespertilionidae.
AUGCCUGUCAACAGCACCACCCUGACGUGGGCCAGCAUAUUCUACAUCAUCAUGGAGAUUGUCAUUGGGCUCUGCGCCAUACUGGGCAACGUGCUGGUCAUCUGGGUGGUCAAGCUGAACCGCAGCCUGCAUACCACCACCUUCUAUUUCAUUGUCUCCCUAGCCCUGGCUGACAUUGCUGUUGGGGUGCUGGUCAUGCCCCUGGCUGUUGUCGUCAGCCUGGGCCUCACGGUCCACUUCUACAGCUGCCUUCUCAUGACCUGCUUGCUGCUGGUCUUCACUCACGCCUCCAUCAUGUUCUUGCUAGCCAUUGCUGUGGACCGAUACCUGCGGGUCAAGCUCACGGUCAGAUACAGGAGUGUCACCACUCAGAGGAGAAUAUGGUGCGCCCUGGGCCUUUGCUGGCUGCUGUCAAUCCUGGUGGGGUUGACCCCCAUGUUCGGCUGGAACAUGAAACUGUCCCCAGGGCCCCCCAGAAAUGUGACCUUCUUUCCUUGCAAGUUCCGUUCGGUCAUGAGGAUGGACUACAUGGUGUACUUCAGCUUCUUCACUUGGAUUUUCAUCCCCCUGGUUGCCAUGUGCGCCAUCUAUAUGGACAUCUUCUGUAUCAUCCGGAACAAACUCAGUCUGAACUUUUCCAGCUCCAGGGAGACAGGUUCAUUUUAUGGACGGGAGUUCAAGACGGCCAAGUCCUUGUUCCUGGUUCUCUUUCUGUUUGCCUUGUCCUGGCUGCCUUUAUCCAUCAUCAACUGCAUCAUCUACUUUAAUGGUGAGGUGCCCCAGGUGGUGCUGAACUUGGGCAUCCUGCUGUCUCACGCGAACUCCAUGAUGAACCCUAUCGUCUAUGCCUUUAAAAUAAAAAAGUUCAAGGAGACCUAUUUCUUUAUCUUCAAAACCUGUAUGAACUGCCAGCCCUCUGAUUCCUUGGACCCACAUAUUGAACAGAUUUCUUAGUAGUUAUCCAUGAAAGAUGAUUGUCUGACCUUCAGAUUCAACAUCAACACACAAUUCAGGUCCUAGCCACCUGGGCCGAGGUCUUUCACGUCCGUGAUUCCUCCCACUGAUGUGAGAAGCAUUUGGCCGGCUGUCUCCGAUUGUACCUCUUCUACUACCCUCUGCCUCUAAUUUGAUUUUUUUCCCCCUUUGUCAUUCCUCCCUAAUUCAAUUCUCUGGAUGCCUGACUUGAGUACAAUGUUCUAUUGUUAAUAUUGCCCGUGUUCCUCCUUCCCCCCCAAAAGAAGUCACAGAAUCUGAAGGAUGCCUCAUUGAUUUACUGAUAAAAGGUCCCAUUCAGGCUGGACAUGCCUGUGGUGGCGACUCCGUUCCACUCCAUGGACCCUGCUCUCAGCAGAUGCCCGGGAGACGGUGGGGACAGGAAUGAGCUGAGUUUAAGGGGAUACUUACACUGCCAAACCCAUCUGUAAAUGUAUCUGAGUCAAUAAAAGAUGAUGACCA